Molecule: messenger RNA, 6117 nt
Organism: Stegostoma tigrinum
Lineage: Eukaryota; Metazoa; Chordata; Chondrichthyes; Orectolobiformes; Stegostomatidae
Gene: myom3
Product: myomesin 3
Exons: 36
Coding region: 139-4194 (1351 amino acids)
Molecular function (GO): protein binding
Source: RefSeq, a predicted model, not a curated record
GUGACUGCUAACUUUGUCCUUUAGCUCUCCUCUAGACUGAGCACCCCCUUAAUUCAUCACAGCUUCUGAAUCUGGAUGACUCGAUUUUAAAAUCAGCUUUCGCUUUGUCAAUUUGAAACAAAAAAUUGUGAUCGAGAUAUGGCAACCAGACUUCUACAUCAUUAUCACAAUAAGCCUGAGCAAUUUAGUCAUUCAUCUCAUCCAAAAAGACAUUCUACUGAGAGGGCAACUUUAAACCCUGUUCUCAGGCCCGAACGAAAGAGCCAGUAUGGAAGAGGAAAAUGGGAAACAGGAAAGCAGGUGUUAUUUGGAAAUGAGAUGAAGAAGGUUGAUGAAAACCACUACACAGCUCAGAAACUCUUGUUAACAAAGGCUGAUCAUAAGGGAAUACAUCAGAAGGUGGAGCGAAGAGCAGAAGAGGAAAGGCGAUUUGCUGCUGAGCUUGAGGCCCAUGCUCCAGAGUUUGUGCUUGAAUUGAGGCCCCAUACAGUUUGGGAGAAGAUGAGUGUUACUCUUUCAUGCAUUGUCCAAGGAGCACCUUCUCCUCAGGUCAAAUGGUAUAAGGAUGGCAUUCUGAUUCAACCAACAGCUUUUCCUGGCAAAUACACGAUUGAGAAUAAAAUUGGUUUACAGACUCUUGCGAUUAGUAGGUGCAGCCCUGAAGACUCAGGCGAAUACUCUGCAGUAGCGACAAAUUCUCACGGAGAAGCAUUAACAUAUGCUACAGUUCUUGUGAAUAAGCAUCAAGGCUUGGAUUCAGGAGGUGACUCUCUCAAGCUGCAAUCUGGUCAACUUGAGCUGGAUGUUGACAUUGUUGAUGGGUUUGAAACUUCUUUCGCUAGAGAAGGUGAUUCUCUGACCUUGACAUGCACCUUUUCAUCACCCUUGACGGACAACCAGGAAGACAUCUGCUGGCUUAGGGAUGGUAUUUUGCUGAAGGAAUCAAAGUGGAUAAAGUUUGAGCACUCUGAUAAAUUCACCAAGCUAACUCUCCCUCACGUCCAUAAGGAAGAUGAGGGCAUCUAUACUAUGUGUCUUCUCACACGGGCUGGAUAUAAAGAGCACAGCAGAUAUGCCUUUGUUAGAGAUGGUCCAGCUGCAGAGGUCGGUGCUCCAGGUUCACCGUUAGAUGUAGAAUGUCACGACAUUAAUAAAGACUGUGUGUUUGUUACCUGGAAACCACCCAGUGCUGAUGGAAAAAGUGCUGUGAUUGGCUAUUUCAUUGACAGAUGUGAAGUAGGAAGUGAUAAGUGGAUUCAGUGCAAUGAAGUUCCUGAGAAAUUAUGCAAGUUUCCUAUUGUGGGCCUAUCGGAAAACCGGACGUAUCAGUUCCGUGUGCGAGCCGUCAAUGCAGCAGGGGUCAGCAGACCCUCCCGGAUCUCAGACCCAGUGACCACAACUGAUCCUACAGCUGGGGACAGAAUAAUGAAUAUCCAGACUGAUAUAGGCAACAUCCUGAUUACUAAAGAUGAGCUUGAAGGAGAUGUCCGUAUCCCACACCCUCCGACUGAUCUUCAGUCAGUCCCUGGAAGCAGCAGUUGGCAGAGAAUAAACUGUGAAAUUCCAGUGAGUUGCCCAAGGUUUGCUGUCACUGACUUGGUCAAAGGCAAGUUGUAUUGUUUCAGAGUCCGAGCUGUCAAUAAGUAUGGGAUCAGUGAGCCAUCGCAGCCUACUGAAGGCAUUUCACUUGGAAAAACCCCAGCUGCCCUUUCUCCACCACAUGAUGUAAUUGCCAUCAGGAACACAAGGACGUCUGUGAUGGUUCAAUGGAAAGGACCUGAAGAUGAAACAGACCUCCAAGGGUUUUAUGUUUAUGCUUGUGAGGUUGGGACAAACAACUGGGAGACCUGCAACAAUAAACCUGUCAAUUCAAAAAGUUUUCCAGUCCAUGGCCUCACUCCUGGAAAGAAAUAUGUAUUUCGAGUGAAAUCUGUCAGUCCAGCAGGGCUCAGUGACUAUUCUGUUGAAUCUACGCCCAUUGCAGUGAACAAUCCCAUCUUUCUCCCAUCAGCUCCUUAUGGCCUGACACAGCUGUCCUCUGGGAAGAAUGAAAUGUUUAUCGGUUGGAAGGAACCGAGAUUUCCUAUUGAAGCAGAGAUUUUGGGCUAUUUCCUGGAUUUCUGUGAUGCAGUAGAUGCUGCAUGGCAUGAAGUUAAUAUUAAACCUAUCAAAACAAAAAUUUACAAGGUCCAAAACUUAACAGAAGGUUCUUUCUACCAAUUCCGUGCCUUUGCAAUGAACUGGGCUGGUGUUGGGCAGCCAUCUGAAGCAAGUGACCAAUUUAAAUGUGAAGAGUGGACAAUGCCAGAGCCUGGGCCACCUUUCGAUGUGAUAUUUGUUGAGGUACGCAGCACCUCUCUUGUGCUUCUGUGGCAGCCUCCACUAUACACAGGGAAAGGUCCCGUUACUGGCUACUUCGUGCAGAUGUGUGAAGCUGAUUCUGAAGAGUGGAAAACUUUAAGUAAAGAGCCAGUGUCUAAAACACACAUGAGGAUUUCUAACUUGGAAGAAGGCAAAACCUACAUCUUCCGUGUGUUGGCAUUAAAUUCAGCUGGAAUUAGUUUACCUUCAUUGCCAUCUGACCCUGUUCUUACAGAAACCAGACCAGGCACCACAGAGAUAGAUGUUGGUGUGGAUGAAGAUGGAAAUAUUUUCCUGGCUUUGCAGAAUCCCGAGGCUAUGGAUGCAUCACAGUUUAUUUGGUCCAAGGAUUACCAAGAAAUAUCAACCCCUGAGAGAGUGCUGAUUGAAACAACCGGAGACACAUCUAAACUGAUCUUGAUUGAUCCUUCGGAAGAGGAUUUGGGUACUUACUCUGUCAUCGUAACUGGAACUGAUGGUGUUUCAUCCAGUCAUACUUUAACAGAUGAAGAGCUGCAGAAUUUAAAGAAACUGAGCCAUCAAAAAAGAAACCCAUUAAUUAAGGUAAAGUCGAAUUGGGCUGUUGAACAUCUGGAGAAGGGUGCUGCUCGUCUCUGGUUGCAGGUCGAGAGCUUAUCGCCAGCUGCACAGUUACGGUUCAUCUUUAAUGAGAAGGAAGUUUCAAGCACACCGACUCACAAGAUCAAUUUUGAUAAAGCCAAUGGGAUUAUAGAAAUGAUCAUUCAGAAGUUUUCUGAUGAAGAUGAAGGCUCCUACACUGCCCAGCUGCAGGAUGGAAAAGCCAAGGGUCAGUUCACAUUGGUGCUGAUUGAUGAAAAGUUCAAAGACAUAUUGUCAUUGUGCGAUUUCCAAAGGAAUGAAUGGGAGAGAAAACAAGGGCCUUAUUUUGAGAAGUACUUGCAUUGGGAAGUGACAGAAGAAUGUAAUCUUCUUCUCACUUGUAAGGUGUCGAACACUCAAACCCAGAGCAGCAUUGAUUGGUGUAAAGAUGGGGAAAAACUUUCAGAUGUGACAUAUGAUCCUCAGACUGGUCUCAGCUCCCUUUCAAUCUCUCAGGUCACUAGGAAGGAUGAAGGAGUUUAUAAGGCAGUGGUGGCAGAUGAAAGGGGACGAGAUUCUAGUGUUCUUGAGUUGCUCAAUCAAGCAUUUGAUGACAUUCUCAAGGCAAUCUGCAGAAUUGGUGGCGCUUCAGCUUCGGAACUGAAAGUGCAGGGCACAGCUGAUGGAAUAAAGCUAUAUUCCUUAACAAAGUGUAACAUGGAAUAUAUGAAAAAGACCUGGUAUUUAAACGACAAAUGCCUGGAGUCUCAUGAAAGAAGGAGAAUGGGAUUUGAUAAUGAACACAUUUGGCUGCAGAUCUUCAAUCCUACUGAUGCAGACAAAGGGAAGUAUACCCUGGAUCUGUUUGAUGGUAAAGAGACACAUAAACGAGUCCUUAAUUUAACAGAACAAGUAUUUAAUGAAGCAAUAACAGAACAUCAACGACUAAAGCAGGCUGCAUUUGCAGAAAAAAAUAGAGCUAAAGUGGUCAAGGGUCCACCUGAUGUUGUUAACAUCAUGGAGAAUAAGGCUCUGUGCUUAUGUUGUUCCAUUUCUGGAGAUCCCAUUCCAGAGGUAUUCUGGAUGAAAAAUGAUCGCACAAUCCCUUCUGGUGAGCACUAUCAGGUCGCUGUUGACAAGAUGACUGUUAACUUCACCAUCCAACAGGUCACUUCUGAAGACUCUGGAAAAUACAGCUUGUUUGUAAAGAACAAAUAUGGUUCUGAAACAGCUACUGUAACAGUGGGUGUCUAUAAACAUGGGGAAGAGUGAAUAAUUUCUCAAAAAAAACCGUUUAGUUCAGGACUUAGAAUAGUCCAGCAUUGAAAAUAAAUGGCUCACUGGCAAAAACCUUUUCUUGUGUGAAAUAUUGAAUACCGGAACGUUAUGUUUGUGGUGAUAUUAGUGCUUUGGUUGUAAAAGUAACAUGGAAAAUUACAGCUAUGUAUUGAAUGAGAUAGGAAUCAUUUUGAUGAAACAACGGAAAUCCGUGUCUCUCUGAAGGCAACAGAAGCAGGCAACGUUUCAGAAAAGCUAGGAAAUUGGAAGUAAAGUCAGAGCCUGGAGAAGAUGAGUUUUGGAGGAAAAGAAAUUCUGCAAAUUCAAUGGAACUAAGUUCAGAUGAAAAUCGGAUGCACAUUGGAAAAGAGAAACAGAGAUUAGAUGCGAAUGCAACAAAUAGGGUUAGAUGGGAGAUGUGUCAAAUAAGGAUUUAUGAAUAUAAAGAUAAUUUCUUGAUGCAAAUAAUUUCUACCUUCUUCUUUUCCAAGCAAUAGGAGUUAGGUUUUCAUUUUAACAAUCUCAGCAUUAAAAAUUACUUGUUCAUGAAACAGAAGAGAAAAUCCGAUGGAAAGGAUCACGUGCUCCUUAAGGACCUGCCCUGAAUGCACCUGCAGCUGUUGCUGUGAAAGUAAUGAUAUUGGAAGGAAAUAGGGUUAUUGUUAGGAUUAAGAUUAGGAUAUAGGUGAGGGUUAAGGGUAAGGUUGGGGUUAGGAACAGCAUAGAGCUAUGUUGUUAAUCUCAAGAACUAAAAUUGGCCUCAAUCCUUGCUGUCAGUUUUAGCUCAGGAAUCCUAAGUGGAAGUGUUAUGAGCAAGGACCUAGUAAGGACAUAAUGACCUUUGCUCAUGUGUGCUAAAUGCUUAUCAAUGCUUACUUUCUGAACUGUGUGAUUAACUGCUUUUAAUAAACCAAUCAUUUCCAUGAUAUAAAUUUAUGACAUUUGCAGAAAAUUUGUCCUAAUCAAAUGUGCUACAUGCAUUCAAAAACUCUCAAAUAAUGGCAUAUCCAAGCGAGAUUAAUAGGAUGAAAAUGCAUUUUGUCUGCUGAAUGUUUGAAUCCUACAACAAAUAUAUUUGAACGCUCUUGAUCCAAUUAAAGUAUAAAAGCAGAGGCUGGAAAUCAAAUUUUUUAAAAAAUAUUGAAGGUGCUGUUUGAAAAAGCUCAGCAGGUCCGGCAGCUUCUAUAGAGAGAGAAACAGAGUAUUCCAAGUGCGGUGAGACUUUUUUCAAAGGAAAGUCCUUUUCUGCUUGAUUCCCCGCAGAUGUUGCUGGAAUUGCUACAGCACUUUCUGUUUUUAUCUGGGUUUCUGGUUUGCUUGGGUAUGGCUCCAUGUUAUCGAUUUCCAGCUAACACUGAUUUAGAGACUGGAACAAGUUUGCGCUAAUGUAAUGUGCUGUGUUCCAUGCAGCUGGGAUUAUGGUAUGCCGUCAAGUUAGAAUGGACGAAAAUGGUCUGCAACAAAGCCUGUGAUAUCCAGUCUCAGAAUGUCAAGUACUGAAGGUGGGUGUCUGAAACAGAAAUUGCUCCAUUCUCCAAGAUUACCAUUUUUUCAUCUUUCUGAGCACAACCCACAUUAAACACAAGGGAAAUAUUAGAACUCCUCAAGAUACAACCCAUCUUACACAUCCAGGAUGUUGUGCAUAAAUGAGUGUUGAAUAAAAUAUAUUUUCCUGCCUCAGAGGUUGAAGGUAGUGAUAGUAUUCCACUAGGAACAGAUUUUAAACUGAAGAGCUUUCCAAUUCUGGACAAGUAUCCAACUAUAUCUCUAGAAACAGCCAAACAUUUGUGGGGAAAGUUAAGAUAUGGAUGUUGUACAGUUAAGGAGAUAAUCGAAUAGUAGUUUUGCGCCAUAAUUACAGCAGUUCAUACUUUUGUCACUGACUUCAGUUUAUGAAUGAGCAUCGUACAGUUAAAU